Penicillium paradoxum is the source of this 300-nucleotide messenger RNA. RefSeq lists its product as uncharacterized. The record is from RefSeq and is a predicted model, not a curated record. Bases 1 to 300 code for a protein of 99 amino acids. The transcript has a single exon. Lineage: Eukaryota; Fungi; Ascomycota; Eurotiomycetes; Eurotiales; Aspergillaceae.
AUGGCAACCAACGCUGCCGCGCCUCCCCCGCCUCCUCCGCCUCCACCCGGAGAUAACAACAAGAAGAAGAAGGAUGGCUGGUGGACUCGCAUCAAGAAGGAUAAGCGACGCCGCAAGAAGGCACGCCGGGUACGGAUCAACGCGUUGUUUAAUGCUAUGAUGCGCCAAUACAAUGCCGCAGUGAGUACCCUAGCCGUCCGAUCUCAUUCAAGGGAGUCAAAAUCGGAUGUUCAUCGUGAGCUUCAACCUGACAUCUUUUGCAGGGAGGCGCAGAGCAAACUGCCAGGGCGCGGGCCGUAG